GCGGCUUCCAGAUACACCCGAAGAAGCUCAUCAUGGGGCCCAAGUGGCUGCGCGGCUGGCGGGGGGACAGGAGGUGCAUUCGCAAGAAGCAGGUGGUGGGAGAUCGGAUGUUUGCAGAUGACUACCACAAACUCAGCAAGAGGAUCCGGUACUUGUACCGGCGCUUCAAUCGCACCGGGAAGCACCGCUAG
Messenger RNA from Leptosomus discolor (cuckoo roller), 191 nucleotides. NCBI's taxonomy places the organism in Eukaryota, Metazoa, Chordata, Aves, Leptosomiformes, Leptosomidae. The record is from RefSeq and is a predicted model, not a curated record.